This is a messenger RNA of Paraglomus brasilianum, 1482 nucleotides long. Lineage: Eukaryota; Fungi; Glomeromycota; Glomeromycetes; Paraglomerales; Paraglomeraceae. The record is from the annotation of a GenBank genome assembly.
AUGUAUUCUUUGUGGAAAAAAGACACAUCCAACAAUAAUACAUCUACGAGGAAUAAAUGGAUAAAGAGACUUGUGCUCUAUGUUAUACUUGCCACGCUUAUAUGGAAUGUCACCAAUUACGCACUUGUCGAUUAUCAAGUUGACGAGAGAAUUGGCACCCCAGUAAUAUACACACAAACGAUUACGCGCACAACCGUCUACAUUCUACCAACAGAAUCGCCCCCACCACUUGAUAAUGUCGACAUCCCACCAAAUGAUCCUAAUACUAAUAAUGAUAACACUGACGUUCCGGAAAUAGAAAGUGAUUAUGACAGCUCAGGUCCUGAACUAUCUAAAGAUGAACUCGUAAACUUGAAAUACUGUAAAAGCACACAAUGUAAAUUUGUACUCGCCUACAAACACUCAGAACAAGAAUCAAAGGCACAGAUGCACUUCAGGUCGAUCGUUGGUCUCGCUUUACUCCUCAAUCGCACCAUUGUCCUUCCAAAUGUAAGUGGGUCUCGUAUUGGUGCAUGCCGAUCACACCCGUUCAAUUAUUAUUACGACAUAGAUGGACUUCGCGAACAGUUUCCUCAGCUAAACUUUAUAUACCUAGCCGACUUUAAAAAGUGGACUACAGAGAGAGAAACAGCACCCACUAUGAAAUUUGUUGAAAUUAUAAGGGAACGAAUUAUUAAGAAAAAUUGGGUAUCAAAUGGGUUUACCGAUGGGGAGAAGCUUCGAAAAAUCUCUUGUCUCGGUGACUGCCAUCCAUUAAUGAUUCCCGGUAAUGUUUCAACUACCAGGAUUGGGUUGUACAAUGGUUGGGCAAGAACGCCCGAAUUAGCAGAAAGGGGACAUUCACUUAUACUCAAUAAUACACAAACAGUAUCUGAAGAAUUCCUUCUUAUCAAUGCUCACUCCUUUGGAUUGCUAUUCCCCACAGAGGCUAGUAAGAAACCAUUGAAAUAUUCUUCUCGUAUAGAAGGACAAGCCAAAUCACUAGCAACGCAUCUACAACCAUAUCUAGCAAUCCAUUGGAGAAUGGAAACCGCCGCGGCUGAGAACAUGCCCGAAUGUGCAGAAAAAUUAGUUGCGUUCGUUGAAAAUUUCAAAAAAAAGCAUUCUAUAGAAAACGUCUAUUUGUCGACCGACUAUCCACUGACUGGAAAGCGGUCACAAUCAAGUACAUUUCAUAAAGUUACUUCAUACCAUCAUAGAGCGAUACAAUAUGUUAAUAAGACUUUACACCCGCAUACAUGGAUUACAUUAGGAGCACUUGGUGGCGCCCAUGAACAUGAGAAUGAACUUUCUGGUGCUGGUGUGAGUGGAAUAUUAGACAAGAUAGUAUGUACUUAUUCUAAUUGGUUUAUCAGAGCUCCGCUUGCCUGUAGGAAGAAAGGAAGUUCGUGGACUUCGAUGGUUCUCCAUAAACGAAUUGGAUUGAGGGAGAGUGGGGCACAGGGGAUUAAAAAUACUAUGGACGAGUGGGCAUGGAAAUAG